Messenger RNA from Lemur catta (Ring-tailed lemur), 2157 nucleotides. RefSeq names its product prolactin regulatory element binding (gene PREB). Bases 257 to 1510 code for a protein of 417 amino acids. Gene Ontology annotation, biological process: protein secretion. The transcript has 9 exons. Lineage: Eukaryota; Metazoa; Chordata; Mammalia; Primates; Lemuridae. The record is from RefSeq and is a predicted model, not a curated record. Gene Ontology annotation, molecular function: GTPase activator activity; guanyl-nucleotide exchange factor activity; protein binding. Gene Ontology annotation, cellular component: endoplasmic reticulum membrane.
GCUUGCGCGAAGCGGGCCGCCGAGCAGGUGCGCGUGCGCACUGCGUGUCUGCGCGUCGGACUUGGACGGAUUGGAGGGGUGAUACGAGUUUCUGCGGGUGGUUUGAGCUUCUGGCAAUCCCGCGGGUGUGAGAGGAGUCGGGAGUGCUCCCGGCGGCGACAGGACCAAGUUUAACAGCUGCCGAGGCAGUAGUCGAAGGCCAGGCGCGGCAUGUCCUGGGUGCCGCGGAGCGGGCAGUGAACGCGCGGCGGGCGGGAUGGGCCGGCGCCGGGCGCCAGAGCUGUACCGGGCUCCGUUCCCGUUGUAUGCGCUUCAGGUUGACCCCAGCGCCGGGCUGCUCAUCGCCGCGGGCGGAGGAGGUGCCGCCAAGACUGGCAUAAAGAAUGGCGUGCACUUUCUGCAGCUAGAGCAGAUUAAUGGGCGCCUGAGUGCCUCCUUGCUGCACUCCCAUGACACAGAGACUCGGGCCACCAUGAACUUGGCCCUGGCUGGUGACAUUCUUGCUGCAGGGCAGGAUGCCCACUGUCAGCUCCUGCGCUUCCAGGUCCAGCAGAAGGGCAACAACAAGGCAGAGAAGGCAGGCUCAAAGGAGCAGGGGCCUCGACAAAGGAAGGGGGCAGCUGCAGCAGAGAAGAAAUCUGGAGCUGAAACCCAGCGUGAGGGGGUAGAACUCAGGAUAGAGAAUUUGCAGGCGGUACAGACAGACUUCGGCCCUGAUCCACUGCAGAAAGUUGUGUGCUUCAACCACGAUAAUACCCUGCUUGCCACCGGAGGGACAGAUGGCCACGUUCGUGUCUGGAAGGUCCCCAGUCUGGAGAAAGUUCUGGAGUUUAAAGCCCACGAAGGGGAGAUCGAAGGCCUGGCUUUGGGGCCUGAUGGCAAGCUGGUAACUGUGGGCCGGGACCUUAAGGCCUGUGUGUGGCAGAAGGAUCAGCUAGUGGUACAGCUGCAUUGGCAAGAGAAUGGACCCACCUUUUCUAACACUCCUUACCGCUACCAGGCCUGCAGGUUUGGGCGGGUUCCAGACCAGCCUGCUGGGCUACGACUCUUCACAGUGCAGAUUCCCCACAAGCGCCUGCGCCAGCCCUCACCCUGCUACCUCACAGCCUGGGAUGGCUCCACCUUCUUGCCCCUUCGGACUAAGACCUGUGGUCAUGAAGUCAUCUCCUGCCUCAACGUCAGUGAAUCGGGCACCUUCCUAGGCCUGGGCACGGUCACUGGCUCUGUUGCCAUCUACAUAGCUUUCUCUCUCCAGUGCCUCUACUAUGUGAGGGAGGCCCAUGGCAUUGUGGUGACGGAUGUGGCCUUUCUACCUGAGAAGGGUCGUGGUCCAGAGCUCCUUGGGUCCCAUGAAACUGCCCUGUUCUCUGUGGCUGUGGAUAGUCGAUGCCAGCUGCAUCUGCUGCCCUCACGGCGGAGUGUUCCUGUGUGGCUGCUGCUCCUGCUGUGUGUUGGGCUUAUUGUUGUGACCAUCCUGCUGCUCCAGAGUGCCUUUCCAGGUUUUCUUUAGCCUCCCUGCUCCCUGGGAAUCAGGGGCUUGGACACUGCCACCCUCUAGAGCAGAGUGGAGGCCUGGACCCUCAUUGCUCACUCCAUCCGGGUCCACAGCUGAGGUUGCCUCUGAUGAGACGGAUGGGCACUGCCUGCCCUUCCCAGUUAAAGCUUGGCUGUGGCCCUGCAUGACUCUGGGUCCUGGGAACCAUGCAUUCAUCAUCUGUGGAUCCACCCAGCACAGUGGUGUCCGAAGCCUAGGACACACUUCCUGCCUCCUUCCCUCUACCUGUUGGAGGCUCCAGAGUUGAGCUUGUCCUUUCGCUAGAAACGUGUGAAGAUGCCUAGGAGCCUGCAGGCUCUCUUGUCCUUUCUGUAGAAACGGUUUCUCUUUCUCCCCUCAUAGCCAUGUGGCCAGCUGUUUUUCAUAUGAAGCCCCUGGCAUUUCUGGGGCAAGGACCAGCUUGGUACUUGCUAUUAGGGCAAGAAGGGGCAAAAGGAAGACUUGAAUAGUAAUCUGUGGGUUCAGGUGGGUAGCGUCAAGCUAGCCAGGCUAAAUAUGCAAUAAGAGUCUGGUUAGUCUACUCCCACCUUGAAGAAAGGGAAAAUGAACCUCAGCCCAUUAGGCAGGAAAAGUUGAUAUUUAAUAAACAAGGGAAGACUGAA